Loa loa (African eye worm) is the source of this 458-nucleotide messenger RNA. Its product is annotated as acyl CoA binding protein. Gene Ontology annotation, molecular function: fatty-acyl-CoA binding. The coding region runs from base 10 to 363 and encodes 117 amino acids. NCBI's taxonomy places the organism in Eukaryota, Metazoa, Nematoda, Chromadorea, Rhabditida, Onchocercidae. Gene Ontology annotation, biological process: fatty acid metabolic process. The transcript has 3 exons. The record is from RefSeq and is a predicted model, not a curated record.
AUUUUCAGAAUGUCAAUAGACGAGAAAUUCUGGGCUGCAGCAAAUAUCGUACAAAAAAUGCCGAAAACUGGUCCAGUAGUGCCGACGAAUGAUGAGAAGCUUCUGUUCUAUUCGCUGUACAAACAAGCAACAGAGGGUACUAAUAAGACGGCACAACCAGGUUUCCUGAAUUUUGUCGACAGAGCAAAAUGGGAAGCAUGGAGAAAACUAGGUGAAAUGUCGUCAGAUGAAGCAAAAAAGAAGUAUAUUAGUUUGGUGAAGGAAAUUGUUGAUAAGAUGUCGAAAGUAAUGGAUGUGAACGAAUGGCUUCAGAAAAUUGAUCCCACAUUGCCGGAGAAGCUUACCUUAAUUAUGGCAGAAUAAUUAUAUUUACAAUUGAUAACUUAUAUUACCAUUGUAUAAAGUUUCCUGGUCAAUAAGAAGCUAACACCAAAUUGUUUUUGAUGGUGGAAGAGGCG